GUAGGUCUAUGAGAGCCGUGCACAUUUUACAGAGCAUUGGCACAACUAGAGAGGCAGAACGCCGAGGUUGACCGUAGACUACUUUGAAACGCUUGAUCCGAUGCGUUUAAGUAUAAUGGAUCUAAGUGCUGUGGCAACACCAGAGCUAUUGAAAUACAACCUGACACUUUUGGUAGAUAUCGCGGGAGAAGUAGGAUUAUUGAUCCACUGACAUCUAUGGACUAUUUUGCCUAUUUUUCACAUGCCAUAAUAUACUUUUUACUUAUAGCCCAAUUUGCCAACAUGAAAGGGUUAUAAUGGAUAUAAUCAUGCCUGGUCAGAUUUGAUAUCGUUGCAAGCGUUCAAUUCCUACUAGCGGAGCUGGAAGCCUUUGAUACGAUCACCUUCAAGAGAAUCUAAGUCCAUUUGCGUCGACCAGCGAGAAUUUGCGUCCGAACGUCGAGGGGGACAUUGAGAGGUUGUCGCUGCCGUGUGAAGGUUUCUCGGAGUCGAAUCGCCGUCUGAACGAUGGUGUUUGACAAGGAGGAAAGUGUCUCCCUUGUGCCUCUCCAGUCCAAAGGGAAGCAGAGGGUCUGCGCCGGGUGCAACCGGAGGAUCAUGGACCGCUUUAUGCUCGAGGCUCUGGACAGGUACUGGCACGAGGACUGUCUGAAGUGUGCCUGCUGUGACUGUCGCCUGGGUGAUGUGGGCUCCACCCUCUACACCAGAGCCAACCUCAUCCUCUGUCACAAGGACUACCUGAGGCUUUUUGGGAUGACUGGGAACUGUGCCGCUUGCAGUAAGGUGAUCCCGGCCUUUGAGAUGGUGAUGAGAGCCAGGGAGAACGUCUACCACCUGGACUGCUUUGCCUGCCAGCUGUGCAGCCAGAGAUUUUGCGUGGGAGACAAGUUUUUCCUGAAGAACAACAUGAUACUGUGCCAGCUGGACUACGAGGGGGGGCAUCAGAAUGGAAACUCUGCUGAUCAGGCUCUGUAGGCUCUACUGCUCUCUGCUGGUCAGGCUCUCUGUAGGCUCUACUGCUCUCUGCUGGUCAGGCUCUCUGUAGGCUCUACUGCUCUCUGCUGGUCAGGCUCUCUGUAGGCUCUACUGCUCUCUGCUGGUCAGGCUCUGUAGGCUCUACUGCUCUCUGCUGGUCAGGCUCUCUGUAGGCUCUACUGCUCUCUGCUGGUCAGAGACUAGCUAACGCCAGUGGACACUACUCCCUACCGGUAUCCCCGGACAGUCCUCUUCUCAUCACAUCAGGGUUGUAUUCACUAGGAACCAAAUGGAAGAAGGACCUACACUACAUAGCCAAACGUAUGUGUACACCCCUUCAAAUGGGUGGAUUGGGCUAUUUCAGCCUGUUUGCAGUAGACUGGCCCGUAGAGCUCAGUGACUUUCAACAUGGCACGUCAUAGGAUGCCACCUUUACAACAAGUCAGUUUGUCAUAUUUCUGCCCUGAUAUGACGUGUCUAGAAGAUUCUGUGCUUCCAAAUUUGUGGCAACAGUUUGUGGAAGGCCCUUUUCUGUUUCAGCAUGACAAUGUCCCCAGGCACAAAGCAAGAUCCAUAGAGAAAUGGUUUGUUGAGAUCGGUGUGGAAGAACUUGCCUGGCCUACACAGAGCCCUGACAUCAACCCUUUCGAACACCUUUGGGAUGAAUUGGAACGCAGACUGCGAACCAGGCCUAAUCGCCCAACAUGCUCUUGUGGCUGAAUGGAAGCAAGGCCCUGCAGCAAUGUUCCAACAUCUAGUGGAAAGCCUUUCCAGAAGAAUGGAGGCUGUUAUAGCAGCAAAGGGGGGCCCCAACUACAUAUUAAUGCCCAUGAAGUUGGCAUGAGAUGUUUGACGAACAAAUGUUCACAAACCUUUGGCCAUGUAGUGUACUUGAACUUUUUCAAUAAGAAACUCUUGUUUAUGUUGCAAAAUGUUUUGCUACAGUGUGCUAAUGAAUACACCCCAACUGACAGUUGUGGACAGUGCAGGAUUAUACACCCAGUUCCCGAUGCUCAGCGACAACGGUGAUGCCACUUUGCCUUGACUUCUGCUAUGCUUACUGUCCUCGACGGUAGACUCACCACAGAGUUAUUAGCGAAUGAAGCGGCCUUGUGCAUGAUAUAUUGCUCUCAUUGACUGAAACGAGGAAGGAGAACUAAUGAGCAUUGCCGUGCAAUUAUUAUUAUUUUUUAAGUAAGUAAAAGAAGUUCAAAGCCAUAUGUUUGGACUCUAUUAUUAAAGCUGCAUUAUAUUACGUGUUGGGCGACCAGAACUGGGAGUUAUAGAUCUGUCUUUGUAUUGAAAGCAAGUCUAAGAAGUGGUCGAGCUGUUCUAAGUGCACUAUUUAUUUAUUUUUGCUUCCCAUUUAAGUUUUGUUUUUGCAUCUUUUACGUUUGGUUUUGUACACCAACUUCAAACAGUUGAAAAUACAAUAUUUUUGGUAAUGGAAAAUGUUUCCAGCGGUUUAGAUGGUACAAUACCUUCUCUACUUGCUUGAUUUGUCGUUAACUUUUAGAAUUUUAUCAAUCAGGAAAUGGCGGCGCAAUUUCUGCAUAGUUCACCUUUUAAUGGUUCUGCCAAAAUCAUGGCUAAGGAGAAAGGCACAGCACUCAUUUGUUUAUAGGGGGCAAGCUGUUUACAAUAGGCAGGUCCACUGGUAUUGCUGCUAAUGAGUUCUGAUGUGCAGACCCUUUUAAUAAAGGGUAAUAACUAACAUGCUCUAAUCUCUGAAGAUAUUUGUUUUUAAGUUACCUUUUAUGAACAGCAGUAUGAUUUAUGUUUGCACAGCUUUUGACUUUCAAUAAAGACAUUUUAUUUGAGCA
Molecule: messenger RNA, 2798 nt
Organism: Oncorhynchus nerka (sockeye salmon)
Lineage: Eukaryota; Metazoa; Chordata; Actinopteri; Salmoniformes; Salmonidae
Product: rhombotin-1-like
Exons: 4
Coding region: 508-975 (155 amino acids)
Biological process (GO): positive regulation of transcription by RNA polymerase II
Cellular component (GO): nucleus
Molecular function (GO): DNA-binding transcription factor binding; transcription coactivator activity
Source: RefSeq, a predicted model, not a curated record